UUUUUUUUUCCUUUUUUUUGGUUCUAUUUUUUUUGGUUUUAUUUUUUUUUCCCGCUAGCCGUCUUGCAGAAAGUCCACCUUGGCCUGCGUCCUCGACGGUAGCCAACCACGGGAUUCGGCCGAUGCGUUGAAGAUUUAAGACAAAACCCAAAACCUGUCAUGGAAUGAAAGACCGUCUGAUAUAUGCUCAGCUGUAUCAACUAUAUUAAAAGGAAACGCGAAUAUCGCGCCACUGAGGGGUUUUCGUGUUGCCCUCAGUGUCUUUCUCGUUAAUCACCGUCAGUCGUUGGCUUGAGGAAAAAAAAAAAAAAACACUCAUCGCCAGCCGCCUCUGUCGACCAAGAAUGUCGGUAGAAACAGCGGCACCAGAAGCCAUGGCGGACGUCAUCGUCAUCGGCGCCGGCCCUUCUGGCCUUUGCGCUGCCAAGACGUUCCUCCAGCUGCAGCCCGAUGCCAGUGUGGUCAUCCUCGAGGCGUUUCCGUCUCUGGGGGGCGUCUGGGCGACGGAGCGCCUCUUCCCGACCCUCAGGACCAACAACCUCACGGGCAACUUUGAGUUUACGGAUUUUCCACUGACGCCGGAGCGGUUCGGCGCCAGUCCGGGGCAGCACAUCCCGGGCGAGUCCAUGAACGCCUACUACAAGGCCUACGCGGAACACCACCAGCUUACGGGCAGGAUACGCUACAACGCCAAGGCCUCAGAGGUUCGGAGGCCCGCGGAGGGGGAGGGGUGGCUGGUGGAGGUGGAGGACACCAGCAAGCCGCACGACGAUGAGGAGCGCCAGCCGCCCCAGACGGAGACGCUGCGGUGCAGGAAGCUCAUCGUCGCGACGGGCGUGCACCCCAAGCCCCGGAUCGCCGAGCUGCAAGGGGCGGCAGACUUCAAGGGGCCCAUCAUCCACUCCUCGGAGAUGGGGCCCAAGUUCGACACGGUCUUCAACAGCGGGGCGAACAAAGAAGGGGAUGACAACAGCGCGCAGCGCAAAAAGACAAUCUGCGUCAUCGGCGGCAGCAAAUCAUCCUACGACGCGGCGUACCUGGCGUGCGUGACGGGCCACGAGGUCGACUGGGUGAUCCGCGAGACGGGCCGCGGGCCGUCGUGGAUCAUGCCGUCCUGGGCGAGGAUGGGCCCGUUCAAGCUGGUGAGGGAGAGGCUGGCCAGGGUCCGGUUCAUAUCCUUCAUGUCGCCGUGGGCGUUUGACGACUUUUCGGGCGUGGGCUGGCUGCGGGAGGCGGUGCACGGGACGGCGGCGGGGAGGUUCGUCAAGGGCAAGUUUUGGAAGCUGAUGCACUUCACCACGGCGGUGCAGACCGGGUUCAAGGGCAAGUCUCCGCACAGGGUUCUGGAGCCGGAACAUAGCCCGUUUUGGUACGGAACGGCGACCGGUAUUGACAACUACGACAAGAGCCUUCACGACUUUGUCAAUUCCGGACAAAUCAGGGUCCACAGGGACGACAUAUCACACCUCUCCGAGCACAAAGUCCACCUAUGCCGUGGCCAGGAGCUCCAAGUAGACGCCAUAGUAGCCGCGACAGGGUACUGGGCCAAGCCGGCCAUAAACUUUGUCCCCGAGAGCACGCACUCUGGGCUCGGUGUGCCGUCCAUCUCGCUCAGCCAAUCGCAGCAGCUCCACUGGCGCAGGCUCGAGGCGGCCAGCGACGCCAAGAUCGGGGCACGGUUCCCGGAGCUGAUCAAGGGACCCCCGCAGAGCAGAAAGUCAAAAUCCCCCGCCGAGCGCUGGUCAAAGAGCAGCACCGCCACCGGGAAAGGCGCCGGGGGUCGCCCCGCACUGUACAAGUUCGGAUCCGCGGACCACGAGAUGCCCUACAGCCCCUGGCGUCUGUACCGCGGCAUCGCGCCGCCGGGGCUCGCGGCGACGGGCGACCGAUCGCUCGCCUUUGUCGGCAUCCACAGCAACCUCUCCAACAUGCUGCGGCUCGAGGUGCAGAGCCUGUGGGCGGCGUCGUAUCUGCUGGGGCACGCGCUGGACGACCCGAACCUGGACGGGUCGCCGCGGUCGGCCAAGGCCAUCUUUGAGGAGGCGGCGCUGCUGCAGCGCUGGUCGCAGCGCCGCGCGCCGCUCGGCCACGGCCGGUCCUUCCCGGACAUGGUCUUUGACCAGAUCCCCUACUGGGACCUGCUGCUGCACGACCUCGGCCUGCCGACCGCGAGGAAGGGCAGCCUGUGGAGGGAGCUGUUUGAGCCCUACACCCAGCAGGACUUUGGCGGCCUCGUCGACGAGUACCUGGCCAAGGGAGGGGCGCGGCGCAGGGCGUCCGAGGAGUCCGCCUCGCGCCACAGGGUUGUCUGCGAGUCGCGGGAGCAGCCGAGCAGCCUGGCGUACGGGUUGAGGGUGGUGCAGUGGGCGGGGUUGGCGUCCAUGACGCUGUGGUUCUUUUAUUGGGUUUUGGUGGUGAGGCAGUUUUGAGCUGGGGUUUGCUCCUUUUGGCAUGCUUUACUUUUACUGCACAAGUCCAAGUCUGGUGGUGGUGGUGGUGG
Pyricularia oryzae 70-15 is the source of this 2500-nucleotide messenger RNA. RefSeq lists its product as uncharacterized. The record is from RefSeq and is a predicted model, not a curated record. The transcript is spliced from 2 exons. Lineage: Eukaryota; Fungi; Ascomycota; Sordariomycetes; Magnaporthales; Pyriculariaceae. Bases 345 to 2429 code for a protein of 694 amino acids.